ACACACACACACACACACACACAGUCCGCUUUUCUUGUGUAAAUAUUUUCUUUCACACUGAAUAUACCCCGGAAUCUGGUUCUGAAUAUUGCUGCAAAAGAAAAUCGCAUCGCAUUCACAACCUGCAAAGUGCACGAGCUCCCGGUUUCAAAGGAUGCAGACAUGCGUGAAAACAACGCGCGCGUGUGCGUUUAGAAACAGUGUUGAGAAACUGCCACACACGACAAGAUCCGUUUCCUGUGCGCGCGCUUCUCAGUCAGAGCGCAAGCACGCGGCAUUGAUGCUCACUUAGGAGAGCGCGAGACUAACAUUAACAUUCACAUUAACACUAACUCCGAGUUCAGCUGAUCGUCACAGACUUUGGACGGUUGGUUUCAGAGCACGCGAGGAGUAAAGCAAACCCCACGGAAACUGUUGAUUAGAGGUGUUAUAGCAUUGGGGCAUGUUUGCACUGUGCAUCUGGUGGGAAACCUGUUUCGCGUCCUGUUUGUACGUGAAGCGUAGCGUGUAGGGUGAGAGGCGGCGGCGGCGACGCACGCAUGAGCCGCGAGCUCGGAGCAGCGCGCACUCUUGGCCGGCUUCGGUGACGCCAUGCCGCGCGACCGCGGUGGAGACGAAGGCGCGUCCGGCGGCGUGCGCCUCGAAGCUCGUGGCACGGAGGAUGUGGAACGGGGUGGCGGGGUCGCGCGGCGCCCGGUUGCUGACGGACGGCGGGGAGAACGUGGUGCCCGUCUCAGCCUGCUCGGAAAACCGUUGGUAUACGGCGCGCAAAGCGGACGCAGGAACGCGCGCUACCGCCGACUACAGAACUGCCUGUACAACGUGCUCGAGCGACCGCGAGCCUGGGCUUUUGUCUAUCACGCGCUGGUGUUUGUGUUGGUGUUCGGCUGUUUGGUGCUGUCCGUGUUCUCAACCAUUCCAGAACAUCUAGAAUUGUUAUCACGUGCUCUGUUUAUACUGGAGUUUGUGAUGAUUAUUGUGUUUGGGAUGGAGUACGUCGUGCGGCUCUGGUCUGCAGGCUGUUGCUGCCGGUACCGAGGAUGGCAGGGACGACUGAGAUUCGCUCGAAAGCCAUUCUGCAUAAUAGACAUCAUAGUGCUGAUCGCGUCGGUUGCCGUGGUUUCAGCCGGUAGCCAGGGCAACAUCUUCGCCGCGUCGGCACUGAGGAGCAUGCGCUUCCUGCAGAUCUUGCGCAUGGUGCGUAUGGAUCGGCGCGGAGGCACCUGGAAGCUUCUGGGGUCUGUAGUUUAUGCACACAGCAAGGAGCUCGUAACUGCCUGGUACAUCGGAUUUCUGGUGCUGAUCUUCGCCUCAUUCCUCGUCUACCUUGUAGAGAAGGACUUGAAUAAGGAAUUUUCUACGUACGCUGAUGCGCUCUGGUGGGGCACGAUUACUCUGACCACAAUAGGCUACGGAGAUAAGACUCCCAAGACGUGGACGGGCCGCUUGCUGUCCUCCGGCUUUGCGCUCCUCGGCAUCUCCUUCUUCGCUCUGCCUGCGGGGAUCCUGGGUUCUGGUUUCGCCCUUAAAGUCCAGGAGCAGCACAGACAGAAGCACUUUGAGAAGAGAAGGAAUCCUGCAGCUUGCCUUAUCCAGUGUGUGUGGCGUAGCUAUGCGGCUGAUGAGAACUCGGUUUCCAUCGCUACCUGGAAGCCACAUUUAAAGGCAUUGCAUACCUGCAGUCCUACAAAGAAGGAUCAAGCAGAGACUUCGACAAAUAAGGGUUUUAGGGAUAAGAGUGGACUUCGAAGGAAACUCAGUUUGAGGAGUCAGAAGCUGAGCUUUAAAGACCGCGUAAGGAUGGCAAGUCCUCGUGGUCAGAGCAUUAAGAGCAGACAGACAUCCAUCACAGACCGGCGUUCUCCAGGCUCUGAGAUUAACGCAGAUAGCUCCAGUCCAGUUAAAGUGCAAAAGAGCUGGAGCUUCAACGACCGCACUCGCUUCAGACCCUCUCUCCGUCUCAAGAGCCAAUCUCGCUCUACCACAGACGGUGAGGCUAAUAUAGUACCGGAGGAGAGCGUCGAUGAGAAAGGCUGUCACUGUGAGUUCUCUGCUGAAGACUUGUUACCAGCAGUGAAGAGCGUGAUCCGAGCAGUCCGGAUCAUGAAUUUCCUUGUGGCAAAGAAGAAGUUUAAGGAGACACUGCGUCCAUAUGACGUCAAGGACGUGAUCGAGCAAUAUUCAGCAGGACACCUGGACAUGCUGUGUCGAAUUAAAAGUUUACAGACGAGGGUUGAUCAGAUCCUGGGGAAGGGGCAGAUCCCUGUAGAUAAGAAGCUGAGGGAGAAGAUGCUGUCUGAUGGUGAUCUGCUUGAGGAUGUCAGCAUGUUGGGAAGGGUGUGUAAAGUCGAGAGACAGGUCCAGUCUAUUGAAUCAAAGUUGGACUCGUUGCUAGACGUCUACCGGCAGGUUCUGCAGAAAGGCACAUCCUCAGCUCUCAGUCUGUCCUCUCUGCCCCUGUUCGAGCUGGCCCAAUCGACAGACUACCCAAGUCCAGUCUUUACCAAGGAUCUCUCGUCUCCCUCACAAUUUAGCCAAGUGAGUAGCUCCAACUUCCCUCGGGGCUUCCAUCUCAUCCUGGCUCCCAACGAGUUCAACUUCAACUUGAACAACUCAUCAGGGACUUCCUCCGUAGACGACAAGCUCAGUUCUGCUUCACUGUUCAGCCCACUUCAGCCUCUUGCUACACCCACUGCAGAUUGCCCACCUGUUUUCACGCCAAACAGUAUACACUCUGGAGGGGUGCAUUUUCCCAAACUGGCAAGCCCUCCUCCACCCCCUCCAUCGUCUGCCCGGUUUCAGCUGCCCCUGUUGCUGCCUCAGUCAGGCAGAGUGAACAAUGGAUCAACCCAAUCUCAGUCCAGUCCUUCUGAUCGCUUCCCACCCUCAUAUUCAAACAGAUCCCAGCAGGACAUGGCACCCAGCAGCAAAGAGGAUGCUUCUUGGAGAAGACAUAUGAGCCCAGACAUGGGAAUGGACAUGGAUCCUCUGGUGGAGCUCUCAACCUCCUCAGUGCCAGAUAGAGGAGACCAGUCAGUUUCCACAGGAAAGUCCUUCUCUGUCCAGGACCUUAUUCCAGAGGUUGAUGGGCAUCACAGCCUGUCAGCCAGCAGCAGCCAGGACUCAGAGAGUGAGGUGGGAGGAAGUGGAUGGGCUGAGGCAGAGCUCUUCAUAGCAGAUGGAGACCUGGAGAACUCUGGGCAGACUCGGUCCCCAAGCUUUGGCUUCCUGGCCCAACCUGCGGCAAAUUCCAAUUUCUCCUCUGAACUUUUGAGGACAGGGACAGCAACGAGGGACAGCCUCAGCAUGGCAUCCAAAUUGGGUGGUGCAAAGCCUUUCAUUAUGCCACAUGUCCGGCUAAAACAAUAAGCCACAGACGUGAUGAAUUCUUAUUAGGCUUCUUGAAGAACAUGAAAACUUUGUCUAAUUUUUGAAUAUUUUAUUUUAGAAGCCAGAAAUGGGAGGUCAGAAAGGCAAGAAUGGAGUUUGGGGUAUUUUUAUUUUUAAAAUUUGUUUAAUUUUUUGAUUUAAUUUUAUAUAUUGUUAAGUACUGAUUUAUUUAGAAAAAAGUUUCAUACAGUGAACUUACAUGAGGAUUUUUGAUUGCAUGGAGUGUGCUUUAUUAAGCACUGAGUUUUCUGGUUAGCCUAAGGAGGGAAAUCCACAAUAUAAUGAAAAGGCGCUUUCCUGUGUUGUGUUCCUUUGCUUAGAUUAUAGCAGAGUGAAAUUUACAUUUUUUCUUAAUUUCCUUUUGGGUCAUAUUCCAUUUCUUAUGUCCCAAGAAAAAAACCAUGCAUGUGGAGACAGGUAAGACUGGAAAUGUAUUUUAUAUGUGAAUGUAUUAUCGAUUGGCUCUUUCAUGUGCACGGGUAAUAUCAAGGUUUAGUUGUGUUCUCAAAUCAGUCUUUUCACUCACUCGGUCUCAGACUGGGUAUUUUGGUCCACACCUAAGUGCGAUUGCUGUGUUCACACUUGACUAAAACAUCCACAGAAAUAAAAGUUCCCUGACAAGCUUAAAAGGAAAUAUCAGAAAACAGAAAGCGAUGUUAAACUGGAAAGUUGUCUUGACAAUGCCAUUUGAAAGACACGAGAAAAAGUCACUGAAGGCCAAAGGGAGUGUUGAGAGUAGGGGUAGCUUCAGUGGAAGUGCCAAGGAGCCAUCAGGGUUAUGAAACUAUUUGCUAUAAAGAGUCAAGUUUUAUAAUAACUCAUCAUUGGUUGCUGGAUUCUGGGAAUUUUCAGGAUGUUUAUGUGUGAAUAAAACCAAUAAAGUUCACUAAUAGA
Molecule: messenger RNA, 4284 nt
Organism: Tachysurus fulvidraco (yellow catfish)
Lineage: Eukaryota; Metazoa; Chordata; Actinopteri; Siluriformes; Bagridae
Gene: kcnq5b
Product: potassium voltage-gated channel, KQT-like subfamily, member 5b
Exons: 15
Coding region: 592-3369 (925 amino acids)
Biological process (GO): potassium ion transport; transmembrane transport
Cellular component (GO): membrane
Molecular function (GO): voltage-gated potassium channel activity
Source: RefSeq, a predicted model, not a curated record